ACCUCGAGUCGCAACUAGUCGCGAGAUGUCACGCUCACUCGGCGGCGCCGUACAACUUUAUUCCGCUUUGUUUUGCGGAGGUGAGAGGACAUGUGUAGCUGUCGCUCGAGUUUGUGCGUUGUGUUCAAUGUUUUCUUGUUUUAAAGUAUUUAUUGAGUGAAUAUACAUUACAAUUUUGUACGAAAAGUGUUUUUAUAUUCGAACGAAGACUGUGCAUGUGUUCGAUUAAUUAAAAGAUUGCUACAUUUACGCAAUCGUUGGUGAGACUCGAUGUCAAUAAACUUGUCGGUUGUAUUUUAUGGGAAAGGUGUGCCGCGUCGCACUGGUACCUGUUCUCGGCGGGUGGGUGCUCGAGGCCGGGAUGGUGGCCGGCAGGCUGGCGCUCGGCGCGGCAGUGCCAUGGAGUCGUAGAUAGAGUCGAGGAUACCCAAGAUGCUGGUUUUAUCAUCUGGUAGUAAUCCUCUGCAUUCAUAUGUGACCCCAAAGCGAAAACACAGGGCAUUAGAAGAAAAUUCAGUAAAAAGGAUAUGUAAAAGGAACACAGAUAUUGCAAGACUGAGUAAAAAAGUUGCCUUAAAAAUGAGCGGCGAUGCAAGGUGAUGAAAGUAAACAAAUAUUUUUGUAUGAAAAUUUGAAACAUGAAGAAAAGACAAAAUAGUUUUUGAAAAUUUUCGAACCGUAUAUUUUCUAUGAAUUUACCAUAGACAAACUUAAGUGUGGUGCUAUUAGUGUAGUGAAGUGAAAUCGAUUAGGACAAAGUUAUCGAUAUUGAGUGUGGUGAUGUUGUGAUCGCUGGAUGGUGAUGAGUAGCGCGAUGAGCAGUGAGGGAGACGCCGUGAAGGUGGAGGGGGGACACGUGUCUGUCACCACUAUCAGCAUGUCGGGCCCAGAGACCAGUAACGGUCAAUUCUCGUACAGUUCGAGCGGCGUGCGCAUCAGUGUGUCUUCAGAGCCUCAUGAUGAAGACUCCACUGAUGCCGAGAUCUCAAAGAUCGACUUCACACAACAUCAAUAUGAGGUUAACAUGCGUAACAAGAAGAAGCGGUCAUCCAGCGGCGCGCAUUGCGAGGUGCCCAGCAACGAGCGCGAGCGACCUAUGUCCUGGGAGGGAGAGCUCUCGGACUCAGAGAUGGUUAUCGAUACCAGUGUUAAUAAUGACGAGAACAGCAGUUCCCUGGACCUGCAAUCAUCCCGGGACUCGAUCGACACGCUACGUAACGUGAGCAUCAAGACGGAACCCCUCAAGUCCGAGGUGUUCCCGACGGCGGAGGAGCAGAGAGUCCUCGACCUGAAGUACAACGCUCCGCUGCAGCCGCACCAGCGGAGUCUUAGCAUGAACAGGAUAUCAGUGCUAACAGACGGCUCCAGCCUGUCAGUACCGCGGCGGCCCGCGUCGCCACCGGCCGCGCCGCUCGCGCCAGCGCCGCUCUCCGCCCUCGACCAGGUCCACAACCUCACUAUCAAGAAGGAAACACAGCUUUCUGAGUUGAAGUGCGAGCAGUCAGCGGGCAUGGACAAGCUGCUGGGCGCGCUGCACGGGUCCCCGCUGCUGGGGCGCCUGCCGCGCGUGCAGUCCAGCGCCAGCACCGACUCCGCCGUGCACUCCAUGUACACGCACAGUGUGUACAGCAGUCCGUCAGCAAGUCCGCGCGCGUCACGUCACUACACUCCGUCUCUUUCCCGCAACAACAGUGACGCAUCGCACUCUUCUUGUUACUCCUACAGUUCAGAAUUCUCGCCUACGCAUUCGCCAGUACAGGGUCGUCACCCGGGGCUGGUGUACCGCGAGACAUACGAGGCGGGCCACGAGGACGACACGGACGCGCCCGACGCGCUUCAUCACCACCAGGGUAUCAGUCGCCAGCAGCUUAUCAACAGUCCCUGCCCAAUCUGCGGAGACAAGAUCAGCGGCUUCCACUACGGGAUAUUCUCGUGCGAGUCCUGCAAGGGUUUCUUCAAGAGGACGGUGCAGAACAGGAAGAACUACAUGUGUCUGCGGGGAGGGAACUGUCCUGUCACCGUCACGACCAGGAAGAAGUGCCCAGCUUGCCGGUUUGAUAAGUGUCUCGGAUGUGGGAUGAAGCUCGAAGCGAUCCGCGAGGACCGCACCCGCGGCGGUCGCUCCACAUACCAGUGCUCGUACUCGCUGUCGGGCGCGGCCAGCACGGGCAGCCUGCUGGCCGCGCACGCGCCCGCCACGCUGCGCCACGCCUCCAGCCUCACCUGCGUAAACGGGCCCGGUUCUUACAGCAGCCGAGGAGAAUCCAGUAACAGCCAAGUGACGCCUGAUAUACCGCCGUUAUUGCAGGAAAUAAUGGACGUGGAACACCUAUGGCAGUACAACGAGUCUGAACUCAGCCGUCUUGGCAAGUCCACCGGCAGUCCAUCAGCCAACCCUCUCCUUGCGGCCAGCGGGAUCACCGCGCACAACUCCAGCCCCGACUUCCUUGCUGAUCUUUGUAACAUUGCCGAUCACAGACUGUACAAGAUCGUCAAAUGGUGCAAGAGUUUGCCGCUCUUUAAGAAUAUUUCGAUCGACGACCAGAUCUGCCUGCUGAUCAACAGCUGGUGCGAGCUGCUGGUGUUGUCGUGCUGCUACCGCGGCGUGAGCACGCCGGGGGAGGUGCGCGUCGGCGGCGGACGCGGGAUCACGCUGCAGCAGAGUGCUAAGUUGGGUUUAACGCCUUGUAUAGAACGCAUGCUGAGCUUCACUGACCACUUGAGACGGCUUCGUGUUGACAGAUACGAAUAUGUAGCGCUCAAAGUCAUCGUACUGCUCACUUCAGAUGCACCCGAUCUUCGAGAAGUGGAGAAAGUGCGAGCUUCCCAAGAGAAGGCGCUGGCCGCACUACAAGCGUACAUCGCGACACACUCACCCGGAACACCCGCCAAGUUCGGGGAGCUGUUGUUGCGUAUACCUGAGUUGCAGAGGACCUGCCAGUUCUUCAUGCAAGUCGGCAAAGAAAUGCUGAACCCGGCCAAUAAGAGCAAAGACGGCGACGGACCAAGUUUCAACCUGCUCAUGGAGUUACUGCGCGGUGACCACUGACCUUUGACCUUUCUACUUGACCUCGAGGUCACAUACAUUGCUCAAGAAUAUAUUAAGUACUCUCUACAAUGACAUGCGAAUUGAAUUUAUCGAUUAUCUAUUUUUUAACCGACUUCCAAAAGGAGGUUACGUCUUAUGUAUCCUCAAGUCAUCUCUACUAGUCUGUGCUCUUGAUCCUGGACUGCUAUAUUAAUGCGGUAAAAUAACAAUGAUUUUUAUAACUUUUUACAACUUGGAAUUCUUUUUUUGGCCUUGAAAUGCGAAAAGACUGCCUUGAAUAAUUAAUACAUUUUGUCAAUUUUGAUAAAUUCGGCUAUUUGUAUUGAAUUGUUACGAUUCGAAAUAAAUAGACGUCAUUUUAUCACACACUUCAAUAAGUGCCAAUAUAGCUUAUAAUAAUGCAUUUAUACUUAUCUCUGUCUGUUACUUAACUCUCAGUUUAUAAUUUAAUAUUUCUACUAUAAUUGUAAAAUAUAUUUUUAUGGCAACACUAUAUCUAUAAAAAGUUUUUCCUCAGUGUAAAAGACAGUAGACCUGUACUAAGCCUUCUUAAAGUGUUGCCAGUUAAACGAUAUUAAUUGCUACCAAUAACAUGACGAGAUAAUGACAAACUGACACUGCCACAACAUGCUUUUGUUUUAAACUACUAUUAAUUAAUAUAGGGCCAAGGGAACAAUGAUUAGAUUUAUCUAACAGAUAUUUAGACAACCGUAAAUAAUACAGAAUGUGAAUAGAUGGCCUUCUUAAUAAUCUGUACAAGGCUGGUUUCUGACAGAUUAAAAAACUUACCAACUUGUUUUUGCCGGUGGCGGAAAUAGGAACUAAAAUCUAACGGAACAAAUUCGUAAGUUUUUGUUGUAAUGACAGCGCUACUAGCGCCACUGCCGUCGGCAAAGAUAAGUUUGUUGUUUCGUACUUGAAUGAAUGAAAAUGAUGCGGCGGUUCUAACAUCGGAUCAUUUUCAGCAUUCAUUGCUUCAUAUGUGUGAAAGAGAUUCGAUGAGGUUUUAAUUAAUGAAUCAAUGGAUUACUGCGUCUUACGUAAAGUUACGUAAAAUAUUAUGUACAGGGGCCAUAUAAUAGCAAUUUAAUAACUGACUCUUGCCUCUGCAUUUUUAAAUAAGGAAGUAGAAGAUAAAUAUUUUUGGAUUGUGACCAUGUUGAGAAGUUUGAUACAAAUUACAACGAUUUUGUACGUAUUUUUGAUGUUUUUUGAACGUGCGUUUAUGUGCGUUGGCUAACAAUGAAAUUUAGUUUCAUGAUUUUAUUUAUUGUGAAUAAAAGAGUCCUUUUCAUGGGCGUCUUGUAAUCAUUGCCAUUUCGAUUUAGUUACUUAAUAAUAGUCUGUAAUGUUGUUGAUAUGUGCAGCUUAGUGUAGCCUAGACGUAAUGAUUAUUUCUGAGGGUAAAACUUUCAGAAAAUAAUUUCAUUUAUGAAUUCAGUUUUUAUAAAAAACUCAUAUUUAAGUUAUAAAUUUUUCAUUUUUUUUUAAUGUUUCUUUGCUUUUUUGGUAAGAUAAUGGUGCAAUACUUAGCAUGAGGUGUAGUUUACAUUAUUAUUGUUUUAAAUAUACCUUUAUGCUCUGUUUUUGCACGUUUUAUAGUAAGUUGCGAAGCCGCGACUUUGUGUAACCAGUCAUUCACUGCCGUUUUGUAAAAUAAGACAUUGCUAUGAGCAAACUCUUCUCUAUAUUGCAAUACUUAUUAUUUUUAUAAAGAAAAUAUUCUCAUUUAAGCUAGUUAUAGAUGUAGACUUAAUAUUUAGUACAUAAUGUUUAUAAUAAAGCUUAGAGUUGCCUUAACGUUAGUUAAGUGAAUAAUGUUAAUUAUCGAGAAUGCUUUAGGAUUCGACUACAUUUAAGAUUAAACUGUUGAAAACUUCUGAAACAGAUGAUGUUUUUUUGUACAUCGACUGUCAUAAGCCUAGUAAUACCUUUCAAAGUAAAUCUGUUGUGUGUGGAAGCGAGAGAGCGAAGACAGUGUAGAGCGCCAUCUUGCUUCGACACCGACAAUUUUCCUUUGACAGGUCUUAGGCCUUUAGUUUCACUCCAUACGUUAUGACUUGAAGCGUUACGAUUACCCAGUUGUGUUAUAUUUGUUAGUACUACAUUCCAUAUGAAAAUGUUACAUUUUAUAUCAGUUGUCAACUGUUGUAAUUUUUAUAAAACUCUUUUUUGAUCGUAGCGCAGAAAGUCCCAGAUUUAUGUGUCUUAAUACAUUUAUUUGACAUUAAAGUACAAUAGCGCCAUAUAUCCAUAGCAUAAAGAAACAGAGAAUAUUAAGUUUAAGGCUUUUAGUACACAAGACCAACGGAGGUUUUCUAAUUUCAAUGAUUUUUGUCUCCAAACGACUUCCGCCUUAUAGACUCAGAGAGGUUAUGUACAUAGACAGCCGUCGUACAUCACUAUAAUUGUCAGAUUUAGAAGAGUUUUGUCGUCAUGUGUAUAAAUAGCCUUGUAAAACAAAAAGCUAUUUCAAAUUAAGGAGGUUUGACCCUAGCCUAAUCUUUAAAAAAAAGUUAGCCUGUGUUAGCAGACCUGUUUAAUUUGUAUUGUGCUUCUAUAUUUUUGUAAGCCAGAAGGAAUAUAUAAAUAUAUGCGUACUUAGUUAUAAGUAAACUUUGUUGCAAAAGAAUUAUAAGCAAUUUUGUAAAAGUUCCAAACAUUUUGUUAUGUUUUGUCUGGUGUCUAUUAAGUUCAAUAUUGACUGAUAACCAAAACAUAGAUGACAAAAUUCAAUACUUACUUUUUUUAAUUUAUCCUUUUUGCGAAAGGCAAGGGUAUCUAAGGCCCAUACAGCCAAUACUUAAUGGAUGCAUCCUAAAGUUAAAUUAAAUUCCGCUUUUUUUGUUUCAAAUUACGAACGUUAUUUGAAAAUUAAAAAAUAGACAAAUUCUUUAAAUUGGAUUUCGUAACAAGCUAUAAACUCAUUUGUAUACCAAUACAUAUUACAAAUAAAUUUCCGUUUAUUUUUUUGCAACAUCGUAUAGAAUAUCAGACGGGCACAAGUACUUCAUUUAAUUUAGUUAUCAGAGCUAAUAAUAGAAAUGAUUUAUUUCAAACGUGCCACGAGGAUGUAAUAUUUUUUAAUUGAGAUUCUAAUGUGAUUGUGUUUUCUUUCGUGUUUGCCAAGUACGGUUAUAAGUGGCAUCUAUAUAGAUAUAUCUCUUUAUGAACUGAUAAUUUAAGAUGUUAGAUAGUAUUUUUGUAUUCAGUAAAGCCAGAGUGAACGUUCGACAGUAUGUUUGUGUGGUCCAAAUAAUUUUUAUAUUAAAAAUUACAAGGAGCGUAAAAAUGGUAUGACGUCCAUGUUUAACUGUUAUUAUUUGUAUGAAUAAGUAUUAUAGUGAUAUUGUAUUCUUCUUUAUUUUGUAGAAUUAUAAA
This is a messenger RNA of Trichoplusia ni (cabbage looper), 6430 nucleotides long. It is a transcript of the gene Hr39, whose product is annotated as nuclear hormone receptor FTZ-F1 beta. The transcript has 17 exons. Lineage: Eukaryota; Metazoa; Arthropoda; Insecta; Lepidoptera; Noctuidae. The coding region runs from base 797 to 3049 and encodes 750 amino acids. Gene Ontology annotation, biological process: regulation of transcription by RNA polymerase II; tissue development; hormone-mediated signaling pathway. Gene Ontology annotation, cellular component: RNA polymerase II transcription regulator complex. The record is from RefSeq and is a predicted model, not a curated record. Gene Ontology annotation, molecular function: RNA polymerase II cis-regulatory region sequence-specific DNA binding; zinc ion binding; nuclear receptor activity.